AUGCGAGGUAAAGCGAGGAUCCAGAGACGGAUAACGGCAACGGCGAUCCAUUCCGGGCGUCGAUCUGCAACAAAACAAAUUGAUAGAGAUGUUCUAUCGAACACUGCAUCGUCUUCUACAUCCUUAGCAGCAGAUGUCGAAGAGAACACUGCAGCAGCUGUUGAACAUGUAGACUUGGACGAAGAGUUUGUGGAUGACACAGGAUCAGCAAAUUUCAGAUGGUCUCACGAAGCAGUUUUACUUUUACUGAAGGAAUAUAGGGAACGGGAACGAAAUAUGUAUUCAGGAAAAACCAGCCAUAAGAAGGUAUGGGAGCAAAUUGCUCAGGUGAUGAAUAGCAAGGGAUAUACAGUAACAGGCAGACAAUGCACCACCCGAGUAAAUACCAUGAAAAGAACAUACAAGGCUGUAAGGGAUCAUAACAGACAAUCGGGCAAUAAUAAGCGACCGUGGAAAUAUUUUGAGGUGAUGGAAAGUCUUCUAGGCGAGAAACCGUUUAUGGAGCCUCCAGCAACAAUUUCGUCUACUGGUGCAGAAACAUUUAAAAUAAAGUCCGAAUCAGCAAAUUUAACUUUCAUAUCAGGCUUAUCCAGCAGCGGCAGCAGCAGCAGCAUAUGCGAGAAUGAAGCUUCAAAUAAGAAUAUUUGUGUAUCUCGUAAACGUAAGAUUGCAGACGUACAGACAGUUGAAGAAGCACGAAAAAUAGCAGAAGGAAAACAGAAGAGACAUGAAGAGAAGAUGGGUAUAUCAGAGAGAUUAAUGGAGAAAUUGGAUAAAAUUCUAGAGAAACUAUAAAAUCUUUAUUUUGUUCGUAUGUUCUAAUGAAUUCUAUAACAUGUAUAAGUUAC
Molecule: messenger RNA, 848 nt
Organism: Temnothorax curvispinosus
Lineage: Eukaryota; Metazoa; Arthropoda; Insecta; Hymenoptera; Formicidae
Exons: 5
Coding region: 1-795 (264 amino acids)
Source: RefSeq, a predicted model, not a curated record